AUGGCCUCGUUGUUUGAAAAAUACGGAGGAGAUCCGUUCUGGCAUAGAGUUCUCGAUGAAUUUUAUAACCUAAAUAUAUCUGAUCCUACACUGCAAGGAUUUUUUGUAGGAAAAGACGUCGAAAGAGUAAAAGCAAUGAAUGCAGGACUGUUGAAGGCAGCACUUGGUACCGCGGAAAAUCACUUUUUUACAUCAAUUAGAAGGGUGCAUGUAGGAAUGGGAAUUACUGGUGCUCAUUAUGAUAGAUUUGUGUCCAACCUGUUUCAAGUCUUAAGAGAAAGAGGAGUUAUUGAGCAAGACUUGGAAGAUGUAAGUGAUGUCAUCUCAUCUUUUAGAUCAGAUGUUGUGUUUGGCUAA
Molecule: messenger RNA, 357 nt
Organism: Blepharisma stoltei
Lineage: Eukaryota; Ciliophora; Heterotrichea; Heterotrichida; Blepharismidae
Source: the annotation of a GenBank genome assembly